CUUUGCUUCAAAGAAAGACGUCAAAACAAGAAUCCCAGAAUUUGUUUUACUAUUUUUUUAUUUGAACGACUUUAUUACUAUUUAGUGUUUCAUAACGUUUAAAAUUGAACCUGCGUUACUUGAGGUAGUUAAAUCACAUGCAUGUGACAGUAAAUUAGUUAAAAUAAAUCUCUCGUUAUUUUUGGUGUACUAUUUUUGUCCGCUCUACAUUCGGUACAUUGAAAUAAUUUUGACAUCCAGGAAAAGAGUUCUUCCUGCUGCUCAUGUUAUCAAGCAAGGCGUGCCCCGUGUCAUGGUAAUGUCGGUGGGAAUGGGCGACGUGCUGCGCGAGCGACUGCCGGCGCUAUGGCGGCGCAUCGAGGACGCGCACUACACGUAUCUCGAGACAGACGACAGCCCGGACAAACUGCAGCGGAAGCAGAAGUUGGAAGAUUACAUAAUCGAGUAUUUAUCUCUGGUGCCACAUGAAUGCAAGUUCGGCUUGGCGGAGACGGGCAAAGUAUUUCAAAGGACGAUCAAUGAAUUACCUGAAUUCAGUGCGUACCGCGCGGGCCUCGGCUGGGCAGCCCUGGCGCGGUACGCGGGCAAUCUCUUGGCGCAGCCCUGGCGGAAGGAGUAUAAAGUUAUUAGGCUAUACUGCGGCUAUUACAAACACGAGGUGGAAGCGAACAUGGUCGGCGCGGAGACCUUACUGCACUGCAUGGGCUACAAGUCCAUCGGGUCCGGUCGGAUGGCCCUGGACGCGCCCAUCUGCCCGGACAUGGUCGCAGCGGUCUCCAGGGACGCUCUUAUUGCGCAGUGCGAGUGUCAGAUAAUGUCCCACGUGUGGGAGUCGGUGUGGGGCAGCGGGUCGCGCGUGUCGUGGGGCGACGUGUGCCGCGAGCGCGCCGCGCGCGCCGGCAGCGCCGCCAGCGCCGCGCACGCGCUGCGCGCCGCCAGGGAGUUCAACGGGGUGGGGUACCACGAUGGUUCAGAAAUAUACUCCAACGUGCCAGUAACAGUGACAGAGCCUGUCCGAAGCAGAUACCACCAACCGUGCAAUCACAUGUGCCCCGAAGACAUGCCACUCGAAGAGCCCAUAAACCCGAUGAUUCACCCAUCCUACAUGGUCCCCAACCCUAACAUCAUCCCACAAAUCCCCCCACAAAUUGUCUACCCCCACAUGCAUCCAGACGUCCCCGUAACAGUCACAAAUCCAGUCCCGAUAGUUCCAUACGGUGUACCAUAUUACUAUCCUGUCCAAACUCCUUACAUGAUCCCCACGCCGGUUUAUCCACCAAUAAAACACGCGACGAACGUCCCUAUAAACGGUUAUCCUCCUAUGCCUCAAUACAGAUACCCUUCAGUUCCAACGGGACAGUUAAUAGAACUUGAUUCCCCGUACGAUCAUGGCGGUAAAGACGAUAGGAGAAAAAGAAGCCAAGCAGACAGCUCGAGGCGAAAUAGCACAUCGAAAUCUAAUUUCAGCGAUGUAACGUUACCAAGUUUACCCCGGUCUGACACUCAACCGGCGUUGAGUAAAGCUAAAGAAGACGGUAUGGGAACAUACGAGAGUUGGGAUUACGUAUUUAGGAAUUUGUCUAGUAAAGAGCAGGACGGCGAUAGAAGUAGGUACUCUCCGUCUCUCGAUAGAGAUUCAAGGACGUUAGACAGGUUAGAUAGAGAAGAGAGGAGGGCAAAGUAUCAGCCAACUACAUUGGAUCUAGAAGAUGGGUUGCAAGCUUUAAAUCUCGAUAGAACUUACGAUGACGACGCGUAUCGGACGGCGAAAGUGAACGAGAAUUUGAUGAGGUUGAAGCAGGAACAGGAGUUGAAACGAGCGAAGCAAUUAGCUAAGAAGCAAGCUGAUGAAAGACGGACGAGAAAAUUAGAACCGAUUGGUAAUCCUAAGACAGAUGCCUUGAUAACGCCCAAAGUGGCCCCGGAUAAGGUUAAGUUGUUGACGAAAAAGGAUAUAAAGGAUAGGAAGGAUGUUAUAAAACAGCAGAGCGCUAUGAACGGGGCGGUGGUGAACGCGGCCGAGGUGAAGAAGGUGAAGAAACCGACGAAACUAGUGGCUGUGGAGGUAGACAAGAGGCCUGUAGAAAAUGGUGUGCAUAGUGUACCACACAGUUCCAAGAGCAUAGCUGCAUCAAGUUCCACCCAACCGAAUUAUGACUUGAAAGCGCAACUUGUGGUAUCAUUGGACGAACCAGACCACGUGGGGCGUUCCCCGCCGAGGAGUUUACAAAAUGGCCACCGCGACCGGCCAAUCAGCAGGACGUCCAGCCACCAAGAGAAAGAGAGGCCGGAUACAGGGGACAGUGAGGCAAAAAGAGACAGAUGGGAAUGCGGCACAUGUACAUACUUGAACCGUGGCAACCUAGCCGCUUGUGAAAUGUGUGGCAAAUCGAAGAAAGGUCCAGAAAUUCAGCCUCUAACGUCCGGCGGUCGGGAGUGCCCCGCGUGCACUCUCGUCAACAAACGGGACGCGAAGACCUGCGACGCCUGCGGUACGGGACUAGAACACUGUCCGACGUAUAUUUAGAACCUUUGAACGUGAUGACUACUUUGAAAUUGUACCUUGUGACUGCGCCUUUUGCGGUGAUACCCGUCGUAAGCUUUGGUGAUAAGACCUAGAAGCAAUUUUAAAAAAUUAAUGUGAACGAAAUGCCUUUCGAGGCGUCUAAAAAUCUGAUUUAAAGGGGUUAGCACCGCUUUAAACAGCAAGUGUGUAGAAAUUUAAAACGAUGGUCAGAAAUUCAACGU
Amyelois transitella is the source of this 2748-nucleotide messenger RNA. RefSeq lists its product as uncharacterized. Lineage: Eukaryota; Metazoa; Arthropoda; Insecta; Lepidoptera; Pyralidae. Bases 293 to 2527 code for a protein of 744 amino acids. Gene Ontology annotation, cellular component: cytoplasm. The record is from RefSeq and is a predicted model, not a curated record. The transcript has 8 exons.